Molecule: messenger RNA, 1631 nt
Organism: Mercenaria mercenaria
Lineage: Eukaryota; Metazoa; Mollusca; Bivalvia; Venerida; Veneridae
Exons: 12
Coding region: 100-1323 (407 amino acids)
Source: RefSeq, a predicted model, not a curated record
CACGAUUUGGAAAUUUUGCAAUUUUUAGAAUUUAGUCAUUGAAUUGAAAAUUACAAGAAUUCGUCUUCAUUAAAACAUUUUUAGCGAUAGUGCAUCAAAAUGACUGUUGGAUGGGUUACUCUAGAUGUUGGAGAACAGGCUUUAGUGUAUGACCAUCAUGGAUCAGCCAGAAUUGAAGAUGGCCCAAAAAGAAUGUUCCUGUUUCGUGAGAGGAUGACAAUGUUAACAAGAUACUCAGCCAAUCAAAAUGAAUAUUUGGUUGUUAAACACAGAGAUGGCAGAAUAGAACACAUGCAGGGACCCUGUGUUAUGUUCCUAAACACAAUAGCAUAUCAGUCUAUCAAGAAGAAAGACAUGAUACCACUGGAUGCCAAUGAGGCCCUGGUUGUGUACAAGCAGGACAUGAAAUCCGGCGAGGUGAAACGAUACAUCAAGUAUGGACCUACACUUUUCAUGCCAAUGGCAAAUGAAUGGCUUCACUCAUUUUCCUGGCAUGGAACAGAUCCCAGUAACAAAACAAGACUCAUUCCCAACAGUAAACAUUUUGAGCGACUCCAGAUCAUUCCAGACCAGUUCUAUUAUAAUGUGGACGAGGUGCGGACAGCAGAUGAUGCAUUAAUUAGAGUAAAAUUAAUGAUGUUUUAUGAGCUGAAUGAUAUAGAAACUAUGUUGGAAACCACUAAAGACCCCAUUGCUGAUUUUAUCAAUUGUUUGUGUGCAGAUACUGUGGCCUUUGCAGGAAAGUAUACGUAUAUAGAGUUUAUGGAACACUCUGCCGAGUUGAACGAUCUGAGUUCUUUUCCCCAGUUGACAGAGAGAGCAAAAUCUGUUGGUUACAACAUAUCCAAGGUUGUGUUUAGAGGUUACUUUGCUCAUGACAAAUUGCAGAAACUCCAUGAUGGUGCUAUAGAACUUAGAACAAGGCUCAAGAUUGCUUAUGAAUCAGAAGAACAAGAACAAAAAAUGACAGACUUAAAAUUGAAGAAUGAGAAGGACAGAAUUGAUUUAGAACAGAAGGUUGAGAUAGAGCAGCUGACACAUCAACAGGAGAUGGAGAGAUCAAAGGUUGAACAUAAAUUGGAGAUGGAGAAGAGAUCAGAGGAAGAGAAACGUAGAAAAUGGGAGGUGGAGAAAAAAGGACAAUUACAGAAGACUACGAAUGUUAAAUCAUUGGCAGAGCCUCCAUUCUGCAUGUGCACAAUUAAAAUUUCAUCCUGGUGGGCAUGUUUGAGAGGCAGCCAGUCAAAACUACACCCGAUUCCCUGGUUCAAGUGCUGCAUGGACUUUAGAACAUUUGAAGGGGAGACACUCGUUUGUGCCUAAAAUUUAUGAGUAGAAAUACCUUUGAAAAUUGAUGAUUUGAGUAGCUGUUGUAAAUAAAUUACCUACUGUUCUCAGACGCUUUUAGAUUCAUUUUACUUACUGUGCAUGUGCAAUAUGUAUGUUAUAAUUUACCUUAUUAUAAUAGUACUUAGUUAUAUUACUAGUAUUCGUAUAUUUUCUAAUGUAUUUCUUAGGAAUAAUGUUAUUUUUCCUUUUUAUAAUUAUAUUCGUCAGAGAUUUUGUAUUUUUUAAUUAAUAUAAGCGCCCAACUCUGGAUUUAUUCAAAAUUGCAUAUAAAAAUUUUUUAG